Messenger RNA from Schistosoma mattheei, 2893 nucleotides. The record is from the annotation of a GenBank genome assembly. Lineage: Eukaryota; Metazoa; Platyhelminthes; Trematoda; Strigeidida; Schistosomatidae.
CGAGUGAAUAAUUUUGCGUUACACUACUGACCUUCGUCGUAUCCAACGCCUCCUGUAAAAGCUAUAGUGACAUGUAUAUUCAAUGAUUUUUGUAACGACAAUAAUAGCUGUCGUUUGAAGUGACGUGUUCUUUGCUGGCUUCGUAGAUUCCCUCACAAUAUAUGAAAUAACCGUGAAAAUAAAGGGGAAUUUCCAUAUAAACUUAAAAUAUCCCCAACACUAAACUGCAAAUAUUCGUAUAAUAAAUGAAGAAGUCAAAAACGUCAAACGUUAUUUCGACCAUAUCUCAGAAACAACUGAAGGACAUUCAAGGAUAUUUCUCACGUAUGUGGUGUAUAUGUUUGAGUGUCAUGGUUAGGCCAAAAUGGAAUUAGACAGGGAAUACAUGAAAAUGGGACUGCCUUGGGAUCAUUGGCGUUAAAGUCAAAGCCCUCAGAUAAUGAAGCCAUUAUAGAUUCCAUCUUAAAGGAUGUCAUCGACUUGAACCGUGAUAAGCUUCCGGAAUCAUCCUUGGUAAAAGUUCUCACUUCAGUAUAUCUAGACGCUAAAUCAAAGCUUGGAUCCAAUGGUAAGAUUAUGCUCCCUCCUUCACUAUUUUCUAGUGUCACAGGAUACAGCACAGCAGAGCUUGGUUUGCAUCUCCCAGAAUGCUCCUAAAAGUCCUUUAGAUUCGAAGAUGCCCGAUCCAAACAGCAAACUAAGCCAAUACGACAUGUCAGCCUCAGAAAAAAACAAACAGUGGAGUGAAGAUGAAGGUAAGUAGUGUUUAUCGAUAAUAAGGUCCCAAAUAUGUAUCAGAUUAGUGUUUAAUCAUACUGUUUUAUUCAUAGCUAACUUGUCAACUCAAAUCACUCACGAAAUAUGGGAUAAACAACCUGGUUGCUUGGACACACCUAAUUUUCGGAAACUAGAAGCUUCAAAUGUUCUUUCAGAUACCAAAGUCGAUUUCCCAACCGGUAAAUCUAAUCCCGAGCCCACAGAAAAACUGUCUAAUUCGAACACAAUUAACGACAAUCGGAUAGAUAAUAUUCCUGCUCUUACUCCUAUGGCUUUUGGUUCUGGACAAGACGCUCAUUUGUCAAAGCAAGAAGAAAAUCGUCGGCAGUGGAAGGCUGCAUUAGAUGAACAACUGAAAGAGCAACAAAUUAUGCGAGGCAAAAAUCUUCAGGAACUGCAAAAGGGGUGCGAAUUCGAUAAAAUUCAGUCAGGACUUUCUUCAAAUAACUGGGGACACUGUGGCAACUCAAAUGCAUUUCAUGGAUUAAGUAUAUCGAACAAUCCAUCUAACAGCGCAUUGGCAUCACAUCCUUCGGCUAGUCAUUUUAUGUCGUCAGGCUUCUUUUUGCCUGAUUCAACUGUUACCAACAAUUUCCAUGCAUCAUCUAGAAAAAUAGAUACUCCUAACCAACCCUGGAAGGUUGGUUUUAAUCGUGUUCGAGGUUUUACUCAACAACUGUAUACAGAUUCCUUGGAAUCCGCUGAACGUGCGCGACUUGCUCACGAAACUAGAUUGAUAAAUUUGAAACAAAUUGAAGAAAAACGUCGUCUAAAAGAAGAAGAGAAAGCAAGACUCCUUAUGGAAGAGAAAAUGGAAGAAGAGCGUAUCUCACGUGAACGUCUUCGAUUACAACAAAUGGCCGAGGUUGAAAAUGCUCGAAAAAUAGCAAAAGAUAUGGAAGAAUUUCAACGUACACAACAUUUAUAUGAAUCACUUGUUCGCGCUCAAGAAGAAGCGAAGCUGACUAAAAUUCAAAAACAUCCAUGUUACUCAGAAUUAAAACGAAACACGGAUUCAUUAAGUCAAAAAGCCGUCAUACAGUCUGAAUUACUUGUCCCAUAUUUGUCUAUUGCAUCUGAGGUUGAAAAACAGAGUCAAAAUAAUCCUUUGUAUGCUUUCCUAUCUUCAUCCGGUUGUAAUGCGCCAGAUUCUGUUGCAUAUCCUAAGAAUUCAUUGGCUGUUCAAACUUCGUUUCCCGAAAAUAUCGGCAUUCAAACAGAAAACUUCGAAUGGACUAAUUCGAAAGACAAACAAGUUUUGAAUAAUCCAGAUUCGAAAAAUCGAAAUAAUGGCACUUUUGCUCACAAACUAAAACCCAGUGACAACAAAUCAGUAAAGAAUAAUCUGAGUAAAAUGUCUGUAUCUGUGUCAAAUCAACAAAAACAACAGUAUCGACCAAAUCGAUUAACCUCAAAUUAUAAACCUACAAAUGAUAAUAAUUUAGUUAAUAAUAAAACAAAAGUAUCACAACUACUAAAAGGUAAACGAACUUCAAAAUCUCAAUCACUUAAUUCUGAUUCAUAUAAUAAUAAUAAUAAUAAUAAUAAUAAUAAUAAUAAUAAUAAUAAUAAUAAUAAUAAUAAUAAUGAUAAUGACUUUUCUAAAUCAGCCAAUGAACAAUCAAAAUUAUCAAGCAGUAAUAGCGCACAAACAAUUAAUUCAUUUACCGGUACGAAUAAGUUCGAAAGUAGAUCGGUCCAAGAUGGAAGUAGUAUGAAAUCACGUAUUCCCAUACCGAUAUCUACAGCCUACAGUAUAUCGUCAACUUCAAUGCCAAAACAUCAAGUUUCAACUAUCAACACUGAGUCUCCAAAUAAUACUACAUUUCUUAAUCAUGAAAAUCCUUAUGGGCCUGCGGAUCUUAUUCGUACUUAUGAUGUAUUGAUUCCGAAUGAUGCAAAUAUAAUAUUGCCUGUCAGUCAUGAACCUGGUGUUGUUGAGAAUACUAGAAAAUCAGAAGGCAAAGAUUCGCUUCGAAAUUCGAAUACAAAACAUGAGCGUUCAAUUACCCGACAAGAUACUAUUUUACAACAGUUAUCAGAAAUUCGUAAGGGUUUACAAUUACGUCAAAUGUUGUGUGAAUCAAGCACUUAUGAAGAUGAUAUUAAUUAUUGA